CACCGCCCGUAUCGGAUUCAAUAUAUCUUGCGAGUUUAACAGCUGGUUGCGGUCGUAAGCUGAAAUGACGACGAUGGCAAACUCCUCAGAGGGACAUACCGUCAAGCCGACAAACACGAAUAAAUCAACGACGACUGAAAUCAAUCUUCUUGCACCCAUGGAAGGUGUAAGAAAACGAAGACGAUUAGAAUCUCUGACAACGAACUCGGAAAUCCCUAAGAAAACGCAGCGAUGUGACGAGCCGUGCAAUUGCGAUUUUGAGAUACUCAGCGAAAAAACUGAAGAUAUAGAAGACAGAAAAAUCUCAUUAUUGCCACGUUUCAGGAAAAAAUUGUAUCGGGCUAUACCAGUGAACUCGCAGGACGCAAAAACAUCACGAUCUUGCGAAACAGAUGUGGAAAGGAGUGAUGCCACUAGAUUAAGGAAAACGAUACAAUGGCUAGAGAAUGGAGCGCGAAGGUUACGCGAAGAUCUGGCGAACGUGCGAACGGAGUUACAUGAAGAGCGGAGGGCAGCAAAGAUUGCCAAAAGGGAGUUUGAAGCUGCCCUCAGGGAAGCUAGAAUCGCCGAGGCUGCCAAGUAUCAACCCAUCAUAACCGAGCUGAAGAAUAAAAUCGCUCAUUUCGUGCCGCCGUUGUCAUUGCCGUCAUUCAAAUCGGAUUCCGUGAAGAACGAAAAUCACAGACGUGAACUAUCGACUCUCAGGAAAAACUUAGCUGAAGCUGAGAGUACGAUACGGAAAUUCGAAGGGCAAUUCAUGAAAUCACGAACGAACACCACUCGCAAUACUAAUAGUAUUUCUUCCUACAACGACGUACGUCGUUUAGAAGCAGAAAUACGAACUCUUCAUGCCGAAAACGAAAAACUCGAAGAAAAAUUGCGUAUCGCUCUAAAUGUCGAGAAGACUCGUAUUGUUGAGAUACGAGUUCAACGAGAGAAUCAUGAAACAGAGCUUUCCGCAUUACGAAAAUCGCUUCGCAACGAAACUAUAAAAAUGAUGGACGAACUGCGAAGCAAGAGCCGAGAGAUUGAGAAGAUGUCGAAACUCUUAAAACGUCGAAAGUCGGUGCCAAGGGAGCACAAUACGAUGCGGAAAUUACGGGAAAAUGAAAAAAACCGACCAAUACCAUCGGCAUCUUACAUAAAAAAAAAGAUUCUCACAGAUGAUGGCCAUACGGUGGAGUCAUAUGUCCGCGCAGUAAAAUCUGACAAAGCCAUAAAUGAAAUCGAAGUCGAGCAUCUCCGUGAACUUGCGCUUGAACAGCAGGAAGUCAUCGAAAUACUUAAACAGACAAUUAAGGAAAGAGAAAGAAAGUUGGAGCAAUUAUUAAACAAGAAAAAGAAGGAGGAAUUUUAUAAACAAUGGCUUGAAUUGGAGCCAGUUGCCGAAGUUGAUGACGAAGAAGAUCACGAAGAUGAUCAUGACAGCGCUUUGUCGAGUGCCCCGUCUUCGAUGUCACCACAGCCUGGAGGCUAUGGUCAAUGGCAAAAUAAUGGUAUUACUAAAGAAGCAUACGAGGCCAUCCUUGUCGAGAUCGAGGAGUUACAGUCAAAGUUUCUUAGAGAGCAACGAGAACUUUCGUCUGCCAAGAUUCAAAUUUGUGACUUGGAAAAAGCGCUCUUACAAGAGAGAUGUGUUGAUCGUGAUAAGGAGGUAAGCGAAUUGAAUGAUAAACUUCGAGCUGCCGAAGAACGAGAAGCAACACUUUUAGUGGAGCUUUCAGAAAUACGAGAGCAAAAUGAGCUCUUGGAAUUUCGACUGCUCGAACUAGAAGAAACAACUGUGCGUAGAGACAGUCUCGAUCAUGUGAUGGACAGCGGCAUCGUCUCGCCGGAACCCAUUCACGCAAACAAGGCUCAUCUAACAAACCAACAGAGAAGCCGCGCUGUUGCGACUGUGAUACCUUACACAAAUAACGCUACAUUGAUAAGCCCCGUGAAAUCCGCGUCACCCGUGUUACCGCGCAAGCCUCCGCUCACUCUUCAGGAGAGCGGUAUUUUUGAGGAAGAGGAACACAUACACGAGGACGAAGAGAGUUUACUCGAAGUUGAGCUUACCAAUCGUAGCACUCAGACGGAUGUGCCGUCCGGUGAACUUCUUCAGGAAGUGCAGCGUCUCCAGGAGUUGAGAGCUCGAAUUCAGGAACGUGCGGCUAAGAUUACAACAUCGAUCUUUCAUCCGAUUGAUUCAUCUAAAAUCUAUUUCGAUGUAUCAACGAUGGAUUCAAUAGUUCAGCUGACCUCCUACCAAGAGCGCGUUCGCGAUCUUGAGGAGAGACUUGAGAUUUGCGAGGAAACGGAAAAGGAUCGAGAAAGAGAGAAGCAGCUGUCGAAACAACGAGAAGAGGAGUUGCUGGAUGAAAAUUAUAAACUUACUGAGAAGAUAUAUUGGUUGGAGAACGAGCUGCGAAACAUCUCGGGAUUUAGUUUCGAAAAAGAUGGACAUCAAGAUGGGACGCCUAAUAUGCAGCAAAUAAAAAAUAUAGAUUUUAAUAAAUAUCAAGUUCUAAAAAUUUCAGAGAAUUUAGAAGAUGUGCAAAAUCGGCUAAAAGAUACAAAUUGCACGCGAUCUACUCAAACCAUGAAAACAUGGGUGAAUAGUAUGAUUGUGUCUCAAUGUCAACAUCAGGAUAACGUGGAAAAUUUCGAUCAACAGAUUGCCUUAGGAGCGCAAUGCAAUGUCACGCUUAUAUCUCUAGAGGAGAAGAAGAAGGAAGACAAAGUGGAAUUUCUUGAACUCGAAGAACCGGUCGUUAUUGAUCUUACCAAAAGCGAUUCAGAAAAGAAGGUUAGACGAAGGCAAAUUAAGAAUAAUGAGCACGAAGUAAGAUCCGCGAAAACAGCGAGAAUGGCAAAUGUCAGGUUCAUUCCUGAUGUUUCUUUCGAGCGAAAAAAUUAUCCGUUGGUCUUAUAUCAAGAAAUUUGCGUAUAGCUCUUACGGCCGCGCUAUGUCAAAUUUUUAAUAAUGAACUAUAGUAAGACGGGUGUGAUUUAGAAGACUCGAUAACGUCUAGUGAGUUUCUGCUGUAAUUUCAUUUUCACAUCGAAAAAAGUUAUGCUCGCGUCAUAAAUAAAAACUAGUGUUUGUCCGAGUUAAUGUGUAGUUUUGAAGAGAAGCUGUGGGAAUUCUUUCGCGCGAUAGAGGAACAACGGCUUCCAGAAAAUAACGGCGAACAGGAGAAGACCGAGGUCGUAUGUGGAAAAAAAGUGUGGAUGAUGAGGAGGUGAGGGGAAGAAGGAGAAGGAAAGUUAACCAACCACAUAUCUACCUUACGUCUUUGAACCAAAUGAUCUACUUUCGUUGGAAAUAAAAGUGAGAAAAGGCUUUUCUUCGUCUCUCACCGUUCCAGAUCCCGUUUAUUCACCCACGAGUUUCACGGAAGAGACAAUAAACCCGUGGGUAAAUUCGUGGCACGAACGAGGACAAUACGGCUGGCGCUGCUUGGUAUGCCCAAGUAACGAUCAGAAAUGGUACGUUCUAAAAAGAAACAAGGGCGCUUGCGGAUGAACUCUGGUGACCCUCGGUUUGGCAGAGUUAUUUCAUUUCCCCAUAUCACGAUCAACAUUUUCGUACAAGCUGUGAAAUCAAGUGCCAAAUAAGCCGUAAAUUACACUCUCUUCCACGCGAGCGUAAAUUAAAGAAUAAUUGCAAAAUAAUUUUAUAUACGUUUUAAAAUAUUUAUAAUAAGAAUACGCCCGGAGAAAAAUCAGAUUGACAAUGAAUGAAUACACUAAACAGACAUGUUCGUGUGCCGAUGUAUUAAAUGUAUCUCUUAAUGCGCAAUGUGUUUUCUACAUAUUGGAAUAUAAAUAUACUCUAGAUGCAAAUUUAAAUUUAAAAUGACAAGAAAGAUGUCGUGUAAAAAAACGAAUAUGGAAUAUGACAUAUACUCUGCGAAUAUGGAAUAUGACAUAUACUCUGCAUAUACUAUUACAAAUUAAUACACGAUUAGUGAUGUUGGUAUGCAUUCAAUGAUUAAUAAAAACAUGUCUGUGCAGUGUCAUUCGCAUUGUAAACAAAGAUUAUACUGUAUCUAUAUCAGCGAUUAUCGAAGAAUUAUUUAAUUAAUCAUAUAAGUAUGUAUAUAUCAUAGAGAAUAUAAUUUCUCAACGAAUUAAUUCGCUUGCCUUGACAUCUUUUAAUUAUUUUUUAAAACUGUUUUGACAAUUUUACAUGAUAAAUUAGAAUAUAUAUGGAGUGUAACAAAACAACUGUAAUUGAAAUUAUUCAAUAAUAUCAUGAAUUUUAAC
Molecule: messenger RNA, 4251 nt
Organism: Formica exsecta
Lineage: Eukaryota; Metazoa; Arthropoda; Insecta; Hymenoptera; Formicidae
Product: janus kinase and microtubule-interacting protein 3
Source: RefSeq, a predicted model, not a curated record